This is a messenger RNA of Colletotrichum aenigma, 2613 nucleotides long. RefSeq names its product Protein SIP5 (gene SIP5). Lineage: Eukaryota; Fungi; Ascomycota; Sordariomycetes; Glomerellales; Glomerellaceae. The record is from RefSeq and is a predicted model, not a curated record. Gene Ontology annotation, cellular component: cytoplasm. The transcript has 2 exons. The coding region runs from base 1 to 2613 and encodes 870 amino acids.
AUGGGAAAUUCAAGUACCAAGGAGUCUCGUGCGUCCGAUCCGGCGACCGACUACCGUCAAACCCAGGCCGCCUACCUCAACCCUUCCUCCUCUCGCGAUGCACACACCGACCGCCCUAGUUCGCGGAGACAAAGCCGCUUCAGCCGCGCUGACCUCAACUUAUUGGGUCUCGGAGCUGCCGGAUCUUCAAAUGCGGGAGGCAGAGAAGAUGCCCCGUAUGAGCGCAGGGAGACCAGGCAAGAGCGAGAGGCUCGUCGCUUGGAGAGGGAGCGCGUUGCCAGAGAAAAGGAAAGAGAACGCAGCAUGAGGGAGGAACAUGUCGACGGCGGCUACCUCGUCACUCUCGGUACCUACACUGGCCCCGAGGACUUCAGCAAGCCCAUUGUCCGCCAGCUGCAGCUUGAGAGACGCCUCGCCCCAUUCUGGAGAGGCCUCAACGACUAUUCAGACAACUGGACCGAAUACCAGCUCAUCUGUGCUGGACGUGGCCUAGACAUUCCUGCCGCAGAUGAGCAGCCUCCUCCCGAGUUCAUCCCCAAGGCGAACACCCCCGCUUCACCAACCGACUCCUCCCAGAACCUUGCGAACCUGACCGUCCCCAUGGGCCCCCGCUCAUUAUCCGUCGGCUCAGAUCGCAGCGGUUCCGGCCCGGCCUCUGGAGUAACCUCGCCCAACGCGGCUCAGCAGCAGUCGCGCAGCAUCAAGCCGCGGGCAAAGGCCAUUGCCGCAGCUCUCAGUGGAGGUUCCCGCAACAGCUCCGCCACCGAAGUCGCACCUCGCGAGAUACAACUGCCCAACGACCCUUUCGUCAACGGCCAACCUCUCGAGGUCUUCCUCUACAAGGACGCUACCGAAUGCCCCAUUUGCUUCCUCACAUAUCCCCCGUAUCUGAACCGCACACGCUGUUGUGACCAACCGAUCUGCAGCGAGUGUUUCGUGCAGAUCAAGCGCGCGGACCCCCACUAUCCCGAGCACCACGGAGAGCCCAACGAGCAGCCGCCGACGAACCCCGAAGAGUCCCCCGAAAUGCUCAUCUCCGAGCCCGCGCAGUGCCCCUACUGCCAGCAGACGGAGUUUGGCGUCACCUACGAUGCCCCUCCAUUCCGCCGCGGUCUUUCAUAUGCCAUCUCGGGAUACCCAUCGCAGGGCACAGCCAUGUCGUCUCAAAGCUCUCUGAACUCUACGCUCUCGCCCACCUCGCCGACUACAGCUAGCAGGCGCAGAGCACAGAGUUUGUCCGCCAACGCACCGAACGUCAUCACCACCGAUCGCGUUCGUCCAGAUUGGUCUACAAAGCUGGCUGCGCAACGAGCGCACCAAGCUCGCAGGGCGGCUGCGGCGACUGCCCUGCAUACCGCUGCCUUUCUCAUGGGUAACAACGAACAGCAGCGCGGCUUUGCCUUCACCAGGCCAGGCAGAUUCAGCCGACGCAACACGGGUAACCACACCCCCUCUGGGCCUUCUAACGCUCAGGCCGAAGGAAGCCCGAAUCGCAAUGUCGAAAAUGAACCCGCUCAAACGGGACCUGAGCCAGGACCGCGGGGUUCUUCGGGGCGGGGACCACUUAAUAACAGGCGCAGCAGAAUGGAAGAAUUGGAGGAUAUGAUGUUCAUGGAGGCUGUGCGCUUAAGUUUGGCAGCGGAGGAGGAGAGAAAACGAAAGCAAGAGAAGGCGGACCGCAAGGAAGCCAAGAAGAAGGAGAAGGAGGAGCGCAAGGCUCUCAAGAAGCAGGACCGCCAAAGCGUGUACGGCCCUGGACAGAGCUCUGCUAGUGGUAGUAGCUUGUCCCUUGGUCUCGGGCGACGACGCGGAAACAGCACGACCAGCAACCUCCGGGUGGAGGCAACAGUCCAAGGAGCCCAGUCCACUUCCGCGGCCGGAAGCGCCGAGACAUCCCCCGUGGCAGCAUCCACCAGCCCCAGUCCAGGUCCUACCUCGGCCCCCAACACCAAAGGCAAGGCAGUGGAGCGGCCACCCGUCGAGACGCAGUCAUCCGAGAGCAGCUUCCAGAGUACCUCAUCAACGCCCUCGCUCCCAAUUCCCGCACCUAGUCGUGGCCCUUCUCAUCUUAGGCAGAUGAGCAAUGCGUCGUCGAUUUCGUCGUCGCUUGCUGAUAGCCACAACGGGAGCUACACAAACCCGGCAUACCUUGACCCUCGCGCUAGCGAGCUAAGCGUCGGGGACGAAGGUGACCGGGACAACACGGAGCCUCUGUACAACUUCAGGAGCUUGGCAGAGAUGGUCGGAGUUGAUAUCGAGAACGGCGAGGCCAACCAGACGGAGGAGGGAGCUGUCGCCGGCGAGGGACAGAGCGCUGCAUCGAAAAAGAAGAAGGCCGAGGCUGAGGACGAAGCGGAGGCCGAGCAAAUUGAAGAUGCGCACACGGAGCAGCCGGUGCAGACCAACGCUGGCACCCUGAAGCCACCGCCGACGAUUCCCGAGGAGCCCAGAAACUCAAUCAGCGGAGACGAAGUUUCCUCCGGCAAUGAGCCAUCGACUCCCGAGGUGAUGAUCACGCCAGUUACUCCCGCCCCUGCAACAGAAGAAGAUAACGAGACGAAGAGGCUUGGGCAUGAGAACGUGGUGGAACGUUCAUCGGAGAUUACGCAGUGA